AGAAUGGAGACCAAGUGCCGGAGUCGACGUGUGUUUUGCUCCAAGACAACCAUCCAUACCUUCCUGCUAGGAGGAGUGUUUAUUGCACUGGGCUCAAGCCGAAUCCUCCUAAUGAAGUAUUCCGCUAAUGAAGAAAACAAAUAUGAUUACCUUCCUACAACAGUGAACAUCUGUUCUGAAGUGGUGAAACUGGUGCUGUGUGUGAUAUUGGCACUGUGGGUUAAGAAAAAAGAGGGUUGUUCGGAUCAUCGCUUUGAGUGUCUUUCCUGGAAGAAUUUUUGUAAUUCCAUGAAAUGGUCAAUUCCUGCCUUUCUUUAUUUUUUGGAUAACCUAAUUGUCUUCUAUGUCCUCUCCUACCUCCAGCCUGCAAUGGCUGUACUCUUCUCAAAUUUUGUCAUUAUAACAACGGCUCUUCUCUUCAGAAUAGUGCUAAAGCGACAGCUCUCCUGGGUACAAUGGGCAUCUCUGGUGAUCUUAUUCCUGUCCAUCGUUGCCCUGACUUUAGGGACUGGAGGCCACCAGCACAGCUUAGCUGCACACGGAUUUCACCACAACGCAUUUUUUAGGCCUUCUAACCACUGCCUUCUCUAUGCUGGACAUGAGGAAAAGUGCCUGGAAAAUGGCAACUGUGAGGCACCCAGCUUCCUUCCCAGCUUUCAAUGGAAUGUCACCACUACUGUGGCAGGAGCGCUGAAACCUCUCCGCCUGAGCCUGGGCCACCUGCUUAUCUUAGUGCAGUGCUUCAUUUCUGCUCUGGCUAACAUCUACAAUGAGAAGAUCCUGAAAGAUGGAGCCCAGGCUGCUGAAAGCAUCUUUGUGCAGAACAGUAAGCUGUAUGCGUUUGGGGUGAUGUUCAACGGGCUCAUGCUGGGGCUGCAGGCCAAGGACCGGAGGCUGAUAGGCAACUGUGGUUUCUUUUAUGGGCACAACGUCUUCUCAGUGGCUCUUAUAUUUGUCACUGCUUUCUUGGGGCUGUCCGUAGCCUUCAUCUUGAAGUUCCGUGACAACAUGUUCCACGUCAUGACUGCCCAGGUCACCACUGUGAUCAUCACUGCGGUCUCUUUCAUCAUCUUUGAUUUCAGGCCUUCCCUAGAGUUCUUCUUGGAAGCUCCUAUAGUGCUUCUCUCCAUCUUCAUCUAUAACGCCAGCAAAUGGCGAGGCCUGGAAUAUGCCACUCUGCGGGAGAGGGGCAAACUCUUCAAAGGAGACACAUGGGAGAGGUCAAGCGGGGAUGGAGAAGAAUUUGAGAGACUGAACAAACCAAGCAGUGACAUUGAUACAGAGGAGGACUCACUCUAGCACGGAGCUCGCUCAGAGGAGCGCUGUUACUCAUAGUGAGAGAACAUUAAUGUUUAUUUAACGUAGAGAAGGGUCCUUUUUUUCCCACUUGCAGAGCAAUGGAGAAUAUUUGUGGGAUGGAUAUCAGAGAUGGAAGAGGAAAACAUUCAAACUCUUACUUUGAGCCAUACGUGUGAAGAGCUAUAUU
Messenger RNA from Tinamus guttatus (white-throated tinamou), 1486 nucleotides. It is a transcript of the gene SLC35A5, whose product is annotated as solute carrier family 35 member A5. Gene Ontology annotation, biological process: pyrimidine nucleotide-sugar transmembrane transport. Gene Ontology annotation, cellular component: Golgi membrane. Gene Ontology annotation, molecular function: pyrimidine nucleotide-sugar transmembrane transporter activity. NCBI's taxonomy places the organism in Eukaryota, Metazoa, Chordata, Aves, Tinamiformes, Tinamidae. The record is from RefSeq and is a predicted model, not a curated record.